Molecule: messenger RNA, 1323 nt
Organism: Limanda limanda (common dab)
Lineage: Eukaryota; Metazoa; Chordata; Actinopteri; Pleuronectiformes; Pleuronectidae
Product: scavenger receptor cysteine-rich domain-containing group B protein-like
Exons: 7
Coding region: 1-1323 (440 amino acids)
Cellular component (GO): membrane
Source: RefSeq, a predicted model, not a curated record
AUGUUUCAGGAAGCGGCCGUGCACAGCUCUCCCUACUUCCGUUUCCGCUCGUCUCCUGUGGAGGAGCAGGUGUUUUGUCCCCGUGUGCAACUGGCAAAUGGAAGCAACAGGUGUGAGGGCAGAGUGGAGGUGCUCUCCUUCGGCGUGUGGGGCACAGUGUGUGACGACGACUGGGACAUGGUGAACGCUUACGUGGUGUGUAGGCAGCUGGACUGCGGGAUGGCCGUGGAGAUCAGCAACAGCUCCAGAUUUGGACCAGGCUUGGGGCUCAUAGCGCUGGACGACGUGGACUGCAGAGGACAUGAAGCAGACCUCAGCCAGUGUGGAAGUCCGGGCUGGGGCAUUCACAACUGUCAACACGAUGAGGAUGUGGGCCUCACCUGCACAGCAGAGACACCGUUUCAAGUGCAAUUGGUGAAUGGAAGCAACAGGUGUGAGGGCAGAGUGGAGGUGCUCUCCUCCGGCGUGUGGGGCACAGUGUGUGACGACGACUGGGACAUGGUGAACGCUAACGUGGUGUGUAGGCAGCUGGACUGCGGGAUGGCCGUGGAGAUCAGCAACAGCUCCAGAUUUGGACCAGGCUUGGGGCUCAUAGCGCUGGACGACGUGGACUGCAGAGGACAUGAAGCAGACCUCAGCCAGUGCAGGAGUCUGGGCUGGGGCAUUCACAACUGUCACCACGAUGAGGAUGUGAGCCUCAUCUGCAGAGUGCAACUGGCGAAUGGAAGCAACAGGUGUGAGGGCAGAGUGGAGGUGCUCUCCUCCGGCGUGUGGGGCACAGUGUGUGACGACGACUGGGACAUGGUGAACUCUAACGUGGUGUGUAGGCAGCUGGACUGCGGGAUGGCCGUGGAGAUCAGCCACAGCUCCAGAUUUGGACCAGGCUUGGGGCUCAUAGCGCUGGACGACGUGGACUGCAGAGGACAUGAAGCAGACCUCAACCAGUGUGGAAGUCAGGGCUGGGGCAUUCACAACUGUAACCACAGUGAGGAUGUGGGCCUCACCUGCAGAGUGCAACUAGCGAAUGGACGCAACAGGUGUGAGGGCAGAGUGGAGGUGCUCUCCUUCGGCGUGUGGGGCACAGUGUGUGACGACGGAUGGGACAUGGUGGACGCUAACGUGGUCUGUAGGCAGCUGGACUGCGGAGUGGCCGUGGAGAUAGGCGACAGCUCCAGAUUUGGACCAGGCUUGGGGCUCAUAGCGCUGGACGAGGUUGACUGCAAAGGACAUGAAGCAGACCUCAGCCAGUGUGGAAGUCCGGGCUGGGGCAUUCACAACUGUCAACACGAUGAGGAUGUGGGCGUCACCUGCACAGCGGGAUGA